UGUCAGCUUGUAGCUGUUUAACACAUUGCUGUAUCAUUAUGAAAGUGUCCUCUCAGCUCCCAGUAAUAGUUAACACGGCGCAUGUCUUAGGAUUUACUGGCUAGUGCAGUCACUUUGUUGUUACCAGUCUGUGAGCUCUGUUUAACUGCUAAGCCUUCAGCUUUUAACUUGGACAUUAACAUUCCUUCUACGUUUUUACAUCCUUAAAUGAUUCAGCUUUACAGCAUCAGUUGUAUUGCUGUAACAUGGUGGAAGUGAAUCUAUGCAAUGAAAGGACAGAGGAUGGUAAGGAGGAAAUGAGGACUGAUGGCAAUGGACACACUGCGGAAAAUGUGGCUCCCGAGUCAGUCAUCUUUGAAACCAAGGAAGACCUGGAAGUCCAAACGCAGAAGACCAGUUCCUGGAUAUGGUCCGUUGUUUACCUUUGUUUCUAUGGCUUCAUGGUGCAGCUGAAGCCUGGAGAGCCCUUUAUCACACCAUACCUGCUCAGUACAGAGAAGAACUUCACCAGAGAUCAGGUUACCAAUGAGAUCACCCCAGUCCUCACAUAUUCCUAUAUGGCCGUGCUGGUGCCUGUGUUUCUGCUGACAGAUUACCUACGCUACAAACCUGUGCUGAUCCUUCAGAGCUUGAGUCAUGUUUCCAUUUGGCUCUUGCUACUUUUGGGCUACUCGUUGCUGGAGAUGCAGUUUAUGGAGUUCUUUUACGGCAUCACCAUGGCUGCCCGUGUGGCAUACUCCUCCUACAUAUUCUCGCUAGUACCGGCGACUGUUUACCAGCGUGUAGCUAGCUACUCCCGGUCAGCUGUGCUCAUGGGAGUCUUCACGAGCUCUGUGCUGGGUCAGAUGUGUUUGUCCCUAGGGAAUGUAUCAUACAUGACGUUGAGCGUGGUCUCUCUAGUGUUUGUCAUUUUUGGGCUACUUUUGUCCUUCUGCUUGCCAUGGCCCAAACGUAGCAUGUUUUUCAACCAAGCCCGCCUUGAGAAGGAGAGGAAGGAAGCAGCUCAAUCGGAAUUGGCCAGAAUUAAUCCAGAAAAGAAGGAUGGCAGUGUGGCAGCACUGGGCAGUAACCACAAUUCCCUCUCCUGGGCAAAUUCGGUGUUUGUUCAGAUGCUGAAGGAGUUAAAGAAUGUUGUGAAGGUACCUAGUUUAAGGCUUUGGAGCUUGUGGUGGGUGUUCAACUCCACUGGUUACUAUUUAGUUGUGUUUUAUGUGCACAUCUUGUGGAAUAAAGUCUACCCUGCCAUAGAAAACAAGCAUGUCUACAAUGGAGCGGUUGAGGCUGCCUCUACAUUAUUAGGUGCAAUCGCGUCAUUUGCAGCAGGCUAUGUGAAAAUUCGAUGGAAUCUGUGGUCUGAACUGGUGAUUGGAUUGAUUACUGCGGCACAGGCCGGUCUACUGCUUCUCAUGGGCAUCACAGAAAAUAUCUGGGUUUGCUAUGUGUCAUAUGCCCUUUUCAGAGGCUUCUACCAGUUCCUUGUGCCUAUUGCCAUUUUCCAGAUUGCCUCCUCUCUCACUAAAGAAUUGUGUGCUUUAGUGUUUGGAGUAAACACUUUUCUUGGAACAAUUCUGAAGACGGUCAUCACUAUAAUUGUGGUUGAUAAGAGUGGAUUGGGUUUGGAUGUUCAUUCUCAGUUUUUUGUUUAUUUCUUUUACUUCACUCUGUUGACUGUGAUUUAUCUGGGAUGUAGUGCCUUUGUCAUCACGUGUCAUUACCGCAAUCAAAGAUCAGGACAGGAGGCUACGGAAGUAUCCAUAGCCACUGAACUUAGUCCCAUGGCAUCAGCUGCCAGUGACGGUACAACCGCACAUAAUGGAGCCAGCAUCAAGACAUGAGAUUCAAAGGAAUUGUGCCUACAGGUAGAGUUUCUCCAUCUUUUUAACUGUUACUUCAAAAGCAGAACAUUUUAUUAUUUUAAGUAUGAAUAGUCCUGGUUUCAUCAUUUUAUAAACAUAACAUUUAUAGUCCAAUUGUUAGGAAUAGCAAUAGAUUUUUUUUUUUUUUAAAACCUCAUCAAAAUCUAAUUGUACAUUUUCGGAUCGAGAUAUUGUCAGAUCUGGAUGUCUUUUGUUGUUUGUCAUGUUAUAAAGUUAUCUUUGUCAGGGUUAAUAAAAUAGUUUUAUAAGGAAUGUUUGGAAGCCAAACAUGGCAAGGAUUACUCUAUAACUUCAGAGUACAGUGAUGCCAGUGUUAUUUGCAGCUAAAUAUUAAAGUAUAAAUAAUUACUAUUGCACAACAGUUGUAAUUCUGUUAAUUGAUUGGCCAAGCGGUGUUCCAGGCUGAUAUUUAGUGUAUGUCCUUAGAAUAUGUGAUCGGUAUCCAUUGGAAGCUCACUGGGGGAGUUAGAGGUGUGGGAUUUUUGCCUCCAGUCUUUUCUUUCGCUCCAGGAUUGCUCAGAAAUGGGUUCUGCUCACCCAGUAUGCAGGAGUGGGAAAUGGAUAAUCUGUAGUGGAGCAAACGUGGAGUGAUAACUGAAUGUUCCAAACAGGGAGGGAAAAUUGCUGUACACUGUUGCUCAAUUCUGUGCAAUGCUUGGUGACAUGCAUAGUUUGAUGCUUUAGUUCUUUUGGAAAUAUUUUUAUUGACAAAGGAAAAAUUAUGCUAAGUAACUGGCCAUGUUUUUCAAUGUGAACAUCUUUAGAACCUGUAUAAAAGAAAUUUCGGUAAGACUUUUUCACUAGUUAACUAAUUUAGUUAAUGAACUAAGAAUGUCCAAUACGUCUACAGCAUUUAUUAAUCUUAAUUAAUGUUAAUUUCAACAAUUACGGUACUAAUACAUUAUUAAAAUCAAAAGCUGUAUUUGUGAACAUUUGUUAAUGCACUGUGAACUAACAUGAGCAAAUAAUGAACAGCUGGAUUUUCAUGAACUAA
Molecule: messenger RNA, 2871 nt
Organism: Rhinichthys klamathensis goyatoka
Lineage: Eukaryota; Metazoa; Chordata; Actinopteri; Cypriniformes; Leuciscidae
Gene: slc19a1
Product: solute carrier family 19 member 1
Exons: 5
Coding region: 246-1835 (529 amino acids)
Biological process (GO): folate transmembrane transport
Cellular component (GO): apical plasma membrane; plasma membrane; basolateral plasma membrane
Molecular function (GO): folic acid binding; folate:monoatomic anion antiporter activity
Source: RefSeq, a predicted model, not a curated record